Molecule: messenger RNA, 6405 nt
Organism: Sinocyclocheilus grahami
Lineage: Eukaryota; Metazoa; Chordata; Actinopteri; Cypriniformes; Cyprinidae
Gene: dock1
Product: dedicator of cytokinesis 1
Exons: 50
Coding region: 55-5949 (1964 amino acids)
Biological process (GO): small GTPase-mediated signal transduction; myoblast fusion; cell migration
Cellular component (GO): plasma membrane; cytoplasm
Molecular function (GO): guanyl-nucleotide exchange factor activity; small GTPase binding
Source: RefSeq, a predicted model, not a curated record
CAUGGUAUUUUUGGUGAGGGACUGAGCGGUCGUCCGGUGACGCUGCUGUCCCACAUGACAACAAGUUUCUCACAUCUCCCCCUCGCGGUUCAUGAGUUCAGUGAUGGUGGAAAAUGGCGGCUAGAUGAGUCUCUCCACUACUACAGAGAAAAGAAAAAGUGUGUGGAAAAACUCUGGAUAUAUAUUUGGAAUAUCGACAACAACACUCACGGGCGUCUCACAACACCUUCAUCAGUGAGGAUGUCGCGCUGGGUGCCCACGAAGAAGGAGAAGUAUGGAGUAGCAAUCUAUAACUAUGAUGCUCGCAGUGAUGAAGAGCUGUCCUUACAGAUCGGAGACACUGUACACAUUCUGGAGACUUACGAAGGAUGGUAUCGAGGGUAUCGGCUGAGGAGAAAAUCGAAGAAGGGCGUGUUUCCGGCUUGUUACAUAAAUCUGAAGGAGGCCACGGUUGAAGGCAAUGGACAAAAGGAGACGGUCAUUCCUACUGAGAUUCCGCUCAUUCAUGAGGUCACGACUACAUUGCGAGAAUGGGCGGCAAUAUGGAGGGACCUAUAUGUGGGCGACAAGCGUGAGAUGUUCAACACGGUCCAAGACAUGAUCUACGACUUGAUCGAAUGGCGCUCCCAGAUCCUGUCCGGCACGCUCCCGCAGGACGAGCUGUCCGAGCUCAAACAGAAAGUCACUUCUAAGAUGGACUACGGGAACAAGUAUUUAGAUCUGGAUCUGGUGGUGAGAGAUAAAGACGGGAAUAUUCUGGAUCCUGACCUGACCAGCACUGUCAAUCUGUUCCGAGCACAUGAAACCGCAUCCAAGCAGAUUGAAGCUCGCAUCCAAGAGGAGAAGUCUCAGAAGCAGAACAUGGAUUUGAGCCGGCAGGCCAAGUUUGCCUCCACACCCUCGUUCGCCCUGUUCGUCACACUCAAGAAUGUCGUGUGCAAAAUCGGAGAAGAUGCAGAAGUGCUGAUGUCGCUAUACGAUCCGAUUGAGUCCAAGUUUAUCAGUGAAAACUAUCUUGUGCGCUGGUCCAGUUCAGGUUUGGCUAAAGACAUCGAUCAGCUCCAUAACCUGCGUGCCGUAUUCACUGAUCUGGGGAGCGAAGACCUGAAGAGGGAGAAAAUCAGUUUUGUUUGUCAGAUCGUUCGAGUGGGCCGGAUGGAGCUCAGAGAUAACAACACUAAGAAACUAACGUCCGGCCUCCGCAGACCCUUCGGUGUGGCAGUAAUGGACGUCACAGGCAUCAUCACGGGCAAGAUGGACGACGAGGACAAGCAGCACUUCAUACCCUUCCAGCCGCUAGCGUUGGAUGACGCCAUUCGCCACAGGCAGCUGAACAUCUCCCGUUUUUCACCCAGGGUGGCGGGCGAGAACGACUUCCUCCAGACCGUCAUCAACAAGGUCAUCGCUGCCAAAGAGGUCAAUCACAAAGGUCAAGGUUUGUGGGUCACACUGAAGUUGCUUCCAGGUGAUAUUCAUCAGAUCCGGAAAGAUUUCCCUCACCUGGUGGACCGUUCCACCGCCGUCGCUCGCAAGAUGGGCUUCCCAGAAAUCAUCAUGCCAGGUGAUGUUCGGAAUGACAUUUACGUGACGCUGGUUCAGGGGGAUUUUGAUAAAGGAAGUAAGACAACACCUAAAAACGUGGAGGUCAGCAUGUCUGUACAUGAUGAAGAUGGAAAGAAACUCGAGAACGUGAUAUUUCCUGGAGCUGGUGAUGAAGGUAUUCUGGAGUACAAAUCGGUCAUUUACUACCAGGUCAAACAGCCUCGCUGGUUUGAAACCAUCAAGGUUGCGAUCCCGAUUGAAGACGUCAACAGGAGUCACCUGCGGUUCACCUUUAAGCACCGAUCGUCUCAGGACUGCAAGGAUAAAUCGGAGAAGAACUUUGCUCUGACAUUUGUGAAGCUGAUGAGGUACGACGGCACGACGCUGAGGGAUGGAGAACACGAUCUCAUCGUCUAUAAGGCCGAAGCCAAGAAACUGGAGGACUCCACCAUGUACCUGAGCUUGGCCUCCACCAAACCAGAGAUGGAGGAAAGAAAUCCGUCGUCCGGGAAGAACACGCAGAAUCUCGGCAGCUUCUCCAUCAGCAAAGACUCGUUUCAGAUCUCGACGCUUGUUUGCUCCACCAAACUCACGCAGAACGGUGAGACACGUCCACUUGCAUCAUUUCCCAAUCCCAUCGUGUCCUCUCGUUCCUCUGUUCUUCUGUCAGUAAAAGUGGCCGCAAAAAGAAUAAAUAGGGCUGACAAACCAAGGUUUGUGUCAAUCUCUGUCUAUGACGGCUCUUCAAAACACAGCCCUGGAAGAAUCUUCUCUCACCAGGUUACGUCAUUUCACUUUGGUUUGUUUUCAAGUGAUUGCUGGAAUGCCUCGUUUCAGGUUAAAGAGUCACUCGCUCCUGUUGCCAUGACUAUCACUAUGGGAGCCGCUCAGGCGGUCUUCAUAAUCGGACUGAUCGCAGACAGGAAGUUCCAUCAUUUCAAUCCUGUACUGGAGACUUACAUCCGCAAGCACUUCAGCGCCACCCUCGCCUACACAAAGCUGACAAAAGUCCUGAAGAACUACGUGGAUAAUGCGGAGAAGCUGACGGAGCAGCUGCUGAAAGCUCUGAAGGCUUUGGAGUACAUCUUCAAGUUCAUCGUGAGAUCCCGCGUUCUCUUCAACCAGUAUGUUCUUCCUUCACAUUCAGAUCUCUCAUGUUUUGUUGUAUUCAUCUCACAGCUGAGCUUUAAGCACAUCAUGUGCUUAAGUUCUGCUUGUAGUCUGAACCAGGGAAGGUUAGGUGAGGUCACCAAGAUCAACAUCCUUGGUGCUGCACUGAAAUACGUCCCGACUAUCGUCAAUGAUCUGAAACUGGUCUUUGAUCCAAAGGAGCUCAGUAAGCUGUUCAGUGAGUUUAUUCUCAAAGUUCCUCUGGGGCGUCUGGUGAAGCAGAAGUUGAACUGCAUGAUUGACAUCGUCCACAGCGACCUGUUUACUCAGCAUGACUGCAGAGAGAUCCUGUUGCCUUUGAUGACGGAGCAGCUCAAACUUCACCUGGAGAAUCAUGAAGAGCUGGACUCCUGCUGUCAGCUGCUCAGCAACAUCCUGGAGGUGCUUUACAGGAAGGAUGUGGGCCCGACGCAGUGGCACGUUCAGAUCAUAAUGGAGAAGCUGCUGAGGACGGUAAACAGGACUGUGAUCUCCAUGGGCCGAGAUUCUGCUCUCAUAGGCAGUUUUGUGGCAUGUAUGACCGGCACUCUGCGGCAGAUGGACGACUAUCACUACACCCACCUCAUCAGCACCUUUGGGAAGAUGCGCACUGACGUGGUGGAUUUCCUCAUGGAGACGUUCAUCAUGUUUAAGGAUCUCAUUGGGAAGAACGUCUAUCCUGCCGACUGGGUCAUAAUGAACAUGAUGCAAAAUAAAGUCUUCCUGCGAGCCAUCAAUCAGUACGCCGCCGUGCUCAGCAAGAAGUUUCUUGAUCAAACCAACUUUGAGCUGCAGCUGUGGAAUAACUACUUCCACCUCGCUGUGGCAUUCCUUACCCAGGAGUCUUUGCAGCUGGAGAACUUUUCGAGUGACAAACGGGCCAAGAUCUUCCACAAGUAUCAAGACAUGAGGCGACAGAUUGGCUUCGAGAUCCGAGACAUGUGGUACAACCUGGGUCCACACAAAAUCAGGUUUAUCCCUGAGAUGGUGGGUCCGAUUCUGGAGAUGACGCUGGUUCCUGAGAUCGAGCUGCGUAAAGCUACCAUUCCCAUCUUCUUUGACAUGAUGCAGUGCGAGUUUCACUUCAGACGCUGCUUCCAGAUGUUUGAGAACGAGAUCAUCACCAAGCUGGAUCAUGAGGUGGAAGGCGGCCGAGGAGACGAACAGUACAAAAUCCUCUUCCAGAAGAUUCUGUUGGAGCACUGCAGGAAGCACAAGUAUCUGGCUAAGACUGGCGAAAUCUUCGUAACUCUGGUGGUCCGUCUGUUGGAGAGACUUCUGGACUACAGGACCAUCAUGCAUGACGAGAACAAGGAGAACCGCAUGAGCUGCACAGUUAACGUGCUGAAUUUCUACAAGGAGAUAGAGAGAGAAGAGAUGUACAUCAGGUACCUGUAUAAGCUGUGUGACCUGCAUAAGGAGUGUGAUAACUACACCGAGGCCGGAUACACCCUACUGCUGCACGCUAAACUCCUCAAGUGGUCUGAAGAGGCCUGUGCCGCCCACCUGACGCAGAGAGACGGUUACCAGGCCACCACUCAGUGUCAACUCAAAGACCAGCUGUACCAAGAGAUCAUCAAUUACUUCGACAAGGGCAAGAGGAAGCAGGCUCAGUUUUAUGAGAACAUCGUGAAAGUGAUCAGACCAAAGCCGGACUACUUCGCUGUAGGUUAUUAUGGGCUGGGCUUCCCCUCGUUCCUGCGGAAUAAGAUGUUCAUCUAUCGGGGGAAGGAGUAUGAGCGACGGGAGGACUUUGAGGCCAGACUGCUCACUCAGUUCCCCAACGCUGAGAAGAUGAAGACCACGACCCCUCCCAGCGAGGACAUCAGGAGCUCCUCUGGACAGUACAUUCAGUGUUUCACAGUGAAGCCCAUCCUAGAGCUGCCACCAAAGUUCCAGAACAAACCCGUAUCAGAGCAGAUCGUCAGCUUUUACACCGUGAAUGAAGUCCAGAAAUUCCAGUAUUCACGGCCGGUCCGGAAGGGAGAGAAAGAUCCGGACAAUGAGUUCGCUAACAUGUGGAUUGAAAGGACGACUUUUGCAACCGCCUAUAAGCUGCCGGGCAUCCUGCGCUGGUUUGAAGUGGUGUCCGUCUCAGCGGAGGAAAUAAGUCCACUGGAAAAUGCUAUGGAGACAAUGCAACUGACCAAUGAGAAAAUCAACAACAUGGUCCAGCGCCACUUAAACGACCCCAGCCUUCCCAUCAACCCCCUUUCUAUGCUCCUCAACGGCAUCGUGGACCCAGCUGUCAUGGGCGGCUUCACUAAUUAUGAGAAGGCGUUUUUCACUGAGAAAUACAUCCAUGAACAUCCAAAUGACAAGGAGAAGAUUGAAAAGCUAAAGGAUCUGAUUGCCUGGCAGAUCCCGAACCUGGCUGAAGGAGUCCGCAUCCAUGGCCAGAAGGUGACGGAGGCUCUUCGUCCGUUUCACGAGCGUUUGGAGGCGUGUUUCAAACAGCUCAAAGAGAAGGUGGAGAAGCAGUACGGCAUCAGAACACUACCUCCCACGUCGGACGAGCGGCGGGGCAGUCGACCACGUUCAAUGGUUCGAUCCUUCACCAUGCCGUCAUCUCAGAGGCCGCUGUCUGUCGCAUCUGUGACCUCCAUACCAUCAGAAAACUCUCCCUCCAGACCGGGAUCAGACGGAUUUGCCUUGGAGCCUCUCUUACCAAAGAAGCUGCACUCUAAGUCUCAGGAUAAACUGGAUCGAGACGAACCUGAGAAAGACAGGAAGGAGAAGAAGAAAGAGAAGAGGAACAGUAAACACCAGGAGCUGUUUGAUAAGGAGCUGAAGACGGCUGAGAUCCCGCUGCAGCCCAGCGAGGCGGUCAUUCUGUCAGAGACGAUCAGUCCGUUGAGGCCCCAGAGGCCCAAGAGUCAAGUGAUCAGCUUGCUGGGCGAGAAAAGGCUCUCGGUGUCUCCGGGAGCCCCUGCCAACCCGUCUGCGCCCAGCAUCCCACCUCCCAUCACGCCCCGGGCCAAACUGCAGUUCAGCUUACUGUCUGGAUCCAAUCUGGAACUGAAUGGGACGGGUUAUGGAGAUAAGGGCGAAACUCCGCCCCCACUUCCUGUCAAGAGCAGCAUGGGCGACUACGGAAACCUGAUGGACAACUCAGACCUGGCCAGUCCGACCACGCCCCCUCCUCCACUGCCACACCAGCGGCACCUUCCGCCUCCGUUACCCAGCAAGACCCCUCCUCCUCCCCCUCCAAAGACCACUCGAAAGCAGACCUCCAUUGAUUCGGGAAUCGUCCAAUAAGCGAGAAGACGGCAUCGUCAAACAGAGACAUCCGCAUCGGCCCUCUUCCAAUGAUUUAACGUCAACAUCCCUGACAGUAUGGCAUGAUGAAUACCUCACCUCAGCCCCACUCAUAACUGAUUAUUGUCCACUGCGAGACCACCACUCUGAGCCUCCACCCCACUGACAAUACAAGCUCGGAGACGCAGUGCAUUUCACAUCACUCCAGGCGUCAGACCACAGCACAUAUAAAUGCAGUGUAACUGGAGUCAGGGUAUUCUGGGUAUUUUUGGCAGAUGAUGCAUGUUUAACUAAAGCUCCACUUGAGAUGAAUUGAGGGUUUUCUCUCUUUAGGCAGGAAGACACUUAUUAUGCACAUUAUCAUUGAGACACGUGACCAAUUCAAACCAUUUUGGUGUUGCAUAAUCAAAGUUUUCUUUUUCUCUCAUUUUUACAUGAUAUUUUUAUCCUCAAUAU